AUGAAUGCAUUAACUAAACAAGAGUAAGUUAAUAUUCAAGAGUUUGAAGAAAGAUUAGAACAGCUGGAUGAUGAACAUCGAGAAUUCCAAAGAUAAAUCAAUCAAGCUCAAGUUGAGUUGGAUGCUACUGAUCAAAAACUAGAAGAUUGCAAUCAAUUCCUUGUUCAGAGAUAGGCUGACAGAUUAUAAUACUAAUCCUAAUUGGAUCUAGAAAAUGAAACCUAUGCUGUUGACACUGACAUUUAUACUCAAACUGCUAAUGAACUCCAAAGGGAAUUGCCUAUUGCAGAAUAAGGAUUAUCGCUAAUAAAAUCAGCCGAUUUUUCUGAUAUUAAGAUAUGAAUCAUAAUAAAUAAUUAUUUAUUU
This is a messenger RNA of Paramecium tetraurelia, 366 nucleotides long. RefSeq lists its product as uncharacterized. The transcript has 2 exons. The record is from RefSeq and is a predicted model, not a curated record. NCBI's taxonomy places the organism in Eukaryota, Ciliophora, Oligohymenophorea, Peniculida, Parameciidae.